This is a messenger RNA of Cryptomeria japonica (Japanese cedar), 1799 nucleotides long. Its product is annotated as COP9 signalosome complex subunit 1. Bases 127 to 1494 code for a protein of 455 amino acids. The transcript is spliced from 7 exons. The record is from RefSeq and is a predicted model, not a curated record. NCBI's taxonomy places the organism in Eukaryota, Viridiplantae, Streptophyta, Pinopsida, Cupressales, Cupressaceae. Gene Ontology annotation, cellular component: COP9 signalosome.
GAACCGCCAUUGGCUUCUCUAUAUAAAAUUUGCAAACAGAAAUUUCCAUGAAGGUCGCCAUAAAAACUAAACUGCGGAAGGUUUAUAAUUUACUGAUACGCUUGCAGAAGUGCCAGUCCAAGCUAAAUGGAUUGGGAGGAAGGCGCGGAUGGGAAUGACGUUGCAAAUGUAAAUGGUGGGGGUGUGAUGGGCAGUGAGCAAAUGGAUGUGGAGGCAUACGCCGCUCUUUACAGUGGGAGAACGAAGAUCAUGAGGCUGAUGUUCAUAGCGGACAGGUGUGGAAAUGAAAGCAUGGGCUUGGAAGCCCUGCGGAUGGCCUACCAUGAAGUUAAGAAGGGCGACAAUACGGCGUUGCUCAAAGAUGUGCUGCACAAGCUCGAGACCAGACUCGGCCCCUCUUCUCCCUUCUCACUCUCCAACGAGCACGACUGGAUGGACGCUGUCGACCGCCGUGCUCAACACCGCAAAGAAAAGCUCGACAACGAACUCAAUGGAUAUAAGACAAAUUUAAUAAAGGAGAGCAUUCGGAUGGGAUACAAUGAUUUUGGGGACUUCUUCUACGCGCAUGGCAUGCUGGGAGAGGCCUUCAAGAACUAUGUGAGGACUCGUGAUUACUGCACCACAUCAAAGCAUAUAAUCCAGAUGUGCCUCAAUGUGAUCUUGGUAAGCAUCGAAAUGGGGCAGUUUGUGCAUGUCUCCAGCUACGUUACCAAGGCCGAACAGACCCAGACGCAAUCUCCCGACCUCCAAGACAACCUGCUCCCCGCAAAGCUCAAAUGUGCUGCUGGACUUGCCCACCUCCAUGCCUCCAAAUACAAGCUAGCUGCUCGCAAGUUUGUGGAGACAAGCAUUGAUCUUGGAAACAAUUACACAGAAGUUAUUGCUCCACAAGAUGUUGCCACAUAUGGAGCACUGUGUGCACUUGCAUCAUUUGAUAGAUCAGAACUUAAGAAUAAAGUUAUAGACAACAGCAAUUUCCGGAAUUUCUUGGAACUGGUGCCUGAAGUAAGGGAACUUAUUCAUGAUUUCUAUUCAAGUCGAUAUGCAUCAUGCUUGGAAUAUCUCCAAAAUCUCAAAUCAAACUUACUACUUGAUAUACAUCUUCAUGGUCAUGUAGAAACACUAUAUGAUCAAAUUCGGCAUAAAGCACUAAUCCAGUAUACGAACCCUUUCAUAUCAGUUGACCUCCAUACCAUGGCAAAUGCAUUCAAGACAAGUGUGGGUGGUCUUGAAAAAGAGCUUGAGGCUUUGAUAAUGGAUAAUCAAAUUCAGGCCCGCAUUGAUUCGCACAACAAGAUCUUAUAUGCUCGCCAUGCUGAUCAGCGGAAUACAACAUUUCAGCGUGUUUUACAAACUGGAGUCGAAUUUGACAGGGAUGUACGGGCGAUGCUUUUGCGGGCUAAUCUAAUGAGGUCAAUUUCUUCAGAUGAGGAUUUAGGAGGUUGCUCCGUCCCAAGGUUUUCAAAACUGGGAUCCUCUGCCGGUCUUAAUUAGUUUUGAAUAUAUACUUCCAAAGGCGGUUUCUUUGUUUGAACUUGAAAUAAAAAUUGGUCAUGGCAUCCCAAUGCUUUAAUUAGCGAUGUUAUAUGAUGUUCCCAUUGGAACAAAACAUGAAUGCUCAGAUUUAUUCAUCUAUUGUCUGUAGUUGUUUUGAAGUUUGGCAUCUUUGAUUCGAAGUUGAAUUGUGAGGGGCUAAAACAUUAUUGCUGAUUUGAGUUGAGUAUAUUCUGAGUGUUUUUGUGAUGAAAAUGCUUUUUAUUGGGUAUCUAAUCAGAAUGCAGUUGGAUGCUUUAUUUUUA